Messenger RNA from Paramecium primaurelia, 692 nucleotides. The record is from the annotation of a GenBank genome assembly. NCBI's taxonomy places the organism in Eukaryota, Ciliophora, Oligohymenophorea, Peniculida, Parameciidae.
AUGGUAAUUAUAUAAAAUAGAUCUCCAGGAGUUAUUCAUGUCAUUAGAGAAGACUUAGUGAAAUAAAUAAUAGAAAAAAUAGUAAUGAUAAGAACUAUAUCAAUAUCAUCGAAUCUAGUAGAAGGAAUAAAUUUUUUAAUUCAAGAAGGAAAGAAAUUAAAAAAUAAGAAGAAAUUCUAUCUUAAAAUAAAAAGUUACUUAAUAAAAUAGUCAAUAUCAAGUCUAGUUUUUAUCGAUCGGUUAUUUUUAGAUUUAAUUUAAUAGUCAUCUAGGUAAUCUAUAAGUAGUAAUUGUUCUAAACAAUCUUCAAGAUCUAUUGAAUAAAAAGAAAAGAAUAUUUAACGUAUUAAGGACAAUCAAAUUACAAGAUAAAAGAUAUCUUAAAUGUGUAUAAGCUGAUAUAAUAUUUCAGUAAGUCUACUUUUAAGUCAAUUCCAACAGAGAGGACCAGCCGAGAUUCCCUUCGAAGACCUAUAUACUAGAUAGAGGAUACCAAAAGAAAAGAGAAAUGUCUUUAAGUCUAAAAGAUAAGUUAAGUACGAUUACUCUCUUUUCCUUCUGUGAGAGGCAAUAAUAAACCCAAAAUAUUUAAUCCAGAUAAUUCAGGGAUAGGCAAUACAUUACCAGCAAUAAAAAAACAUAACUAUUAAAUCAUAGCAAGGAUGCUAAAAGAUAAAUUGUAUAAUAACUGA